CCAAAAAGGUGUCUUCACACUAAACUCAAAACCAACCACACUGACCAUCUCUCUCUCUAUCUCUACUUGGAGAGCCUACAAAUGAAGAAUCUAUGCCUUUGAUGAGUCUAUGGACAAGAAAGAGGAGGUAAAGAACAACGCAGAGAAUUCAAACUCCAUGGCAAACUCAACAUUUUCCGAUCAGAUUCCGGCUGUUUAUGCUACUGGUGGUGGUGGUGGUGGCUAUUUUGAUAUACCUCAAGGGUAUUUGGACAUGUUGGCUUUCCAGGACUACGGUGGCGCGUCUCUUUUUGAUUUGCUUCAACAACCAACUCCUCCGCCGAAUUUGGUAGUGGAGGAACAGCAGCAGCAGCAGCAGCAGCAGAAUCAUCCGCCGCCUGCAACAGUACUAGGUGAACCGUCAAUCCCACCACCGGUUUCCACCGUGCCGGAGACGGCUGAGAUGGUGAACACACCGACACAGAAUUCAUCCUCCAUCUCAUCUUCUUCAAACGAGGCUGCGAAUAAUGUUGAUCAGGAGAACAAUAAAAGAUCAGCUCAAGAGGAGGAUGAAGAACAACAUGAUGAUGAUGAUGAUCAAGAGAAGAUUACUAACAAACAGUUGAAACCCAAAAAGAAAAACCCAAAAAAGCAAAGGGAACCAAGAUUUGCGUUCAUGACAAAGAGUGACAUUGAUCACUUGGAUGAUGGUUAUAGAUGGAGAAAGUACGGCCAGAAAGCUGUGAAGAACAGCCCUUUUCCUAGGAGUUACCAUCGGUGCACAAGUGUCGCAUGUGGAGUGAAGAAGAGAGUGGAAAGAUCAUCCGAUGAUCCAUCCAUUGUUAUUACAACUUAUGAAGGUACCCACACUCACCCGUAUCCCAUGAUGCCUCGAGGAACCAUUGGGAUCUUGCCGGAAAAUGCUGGUUAUGGCGGUCUUAGCGGUGGUAAUGGUGGUAACGGUGGUGUUUCUUCUUUUCUUUUUACACAACCUCACUACCAACAACAACUACACCCACAACUUCAACCCUAUUUCCAUAACCAAACAACACCUUCAUCUUCUCUAAGCUUUAGCACCACUAAUACUAGUGCUCAUCCAUCAUCUUACUCCCAUUUCCUUCAAGAAAGACGUUUUUGCCCUUCACCUUCUGCUUCAUUGCUCAGGGAUCAUGGACUACUUCAGGAUGUCGUCCCAUUCGAGAUCCGAAAAGAUGAGCCCAAAGAAGAACAGAAUUAAUUAAGGGGGGUUUGACAAUUUUAAGUACUAUAGUUAACUAGUUUCAUGCUUUCGACACAAUCUUUCUAGUAAACUUAUGUACUAACAAUGUACAAGGAUCGGUUUUUCUCGGGUAAAUUGCCUAUUUUCAGGUAAAGAGAAACACCCACUUCAUCAUUGCGUAGCAAACUUUGAUCAUCGAUCAGUGUACAAUGACUAGGUUUUUUGGUUUUAGCUAAGCUAGCUAAUUAUGGAGGGGUUGGCUUUCUUCAUGUUGGUUCUUUCGUUUAUUCGUUGUACUUGCCUGAUAUUCCCAUAUUUUGCUAUGGAGAUAUAUUUUAGGGUAUAUGAUUUUG
Cynara cardunculus var. scolymus (artichoke) is the source of this 1551-nucleotide messenger RNA. RefSeq names its product probable WRKY transcription factor 48. Gene Ontology annotation, molecular function: sequence-specific DNA binding; DNA-binding transcription factor activity. The transcript is spliced from 3 exons. The coding region runs from base 110 to 1216 and encodes 368 amino acids. Gene Ontology annotation, biological process: regulation of DNA-templated transcription. The record is from RefSeq and is a predicted model, not a curated record. NCBI's taxonomy places the organism in Eukaryota, Viridiplantae, Streptophyta, Magnoliopsida, Asterales, Asteraceae.